AUGGCAGUUACUGGUGGUUUAAAGGAAAUUCUAUCUCGCUUUUGGACUUGUGAAGAAGUUGAUUCUCUCAACAAUUAUUCUCCCAUGAAAGCGAAGUGCGAGGCGCACUAUAGUAGCACGGUCAAACGAGGUAAGGAUGGGCGGGAUACAGUUUCUCUUCCAAAGGAUGAUACCGUUCUGCCAAAAAUAGGCGAAUCAAGAGAUAUUGCCUUCCGACGUCUUCAAGGGAUAGAAAGACGAUUGUUUCGAGAACCGCAGUUACGAGAGCAAUACGAGCGGUUCAUGAGGGAGUAUUUGGAGCUAGGGCACAUGCACAGAGUGGAUGUGUCAACCGACAAGGCAAGUAGGUGUUAUUUACCUCAUCAUCCUGUUGUUAAGAAGAGCAGCACGACCACCAAGGUCCGGGUGGUUAUCGAUGCGUCUUGUAACACAAGUACAGGCGUAUCACUGAACGAUGCAUUGCUGGCAGGGCCAGUGAUCCAAGAAAAUUUGCGUUCCAUAAUGGGCGCGAAUCAAACAAAUGGUGGCAGACGUGGAAAAAUGUUCCGUCAAAUCUGGAUAGACCAGAAGGAUCUUCUGUUGCAGAACAUACUGUGGCGGAAAGAUUUCGGUGUGCAAGCCGAAUCGUACGAAUUUCGUACAGUAGCCUACGGGACAAAACCAGCGCCGUAUCUGGCGACAAGAACUUUGAAGCAGUUAGCGUUGGACGAACAGCAAAGGUUCCCGAUGGCGGCAAGGGCGGUCAUGGAAGACGUAUACAUGGACGACGUUUUGACGGGAGAGGAUAAGGCCGAGGUGGCGAAACAAUUGCGAAUGCAGCUUGACAGUAUGAUGGAGACUGGCGGAUUCCAUCUGAGGAAAUGGGCAUCCAAUUCAACAGAAUUCCUGAACAAAAUCUUGCGUUAG
Armigeres subalbatus is the source of this 906-nucleotide messenger RNA. RefSeq lists its product as uncharacterized. Bases 1 to 906 code for a protein of 301 amino acids. Lineage: Eukaryota; Metazoa; Arthropoda; Insecta; Diptera; Culicidae. The record is from RefSeq and is a predicted model, not a curated record. The transcript has a single exon.